Molecule: messenger RNA, 5632 nt
Organism: Columba livia (rock pigeon)
Lineage: Eukaryota; Metazoa; Chordata; Aves; Columbiformes; Columbidae
Gene: DISC1
Product: DISC1 scaffold protein
Exons: 15
Coding region: 288-3008 (906 amino acids)
Biological process (GO): neuron migration; cilium assembly
Cellular component (GO): intermediate filament cytoskeleton; microtubule; centrosome
Molecular function (GO): protein binding
Source: RefSeq, a predicted model, not a curated record
CUGUGAUUCUGUGAACUGUGGGGUUGUCAUAUGCAGAGAUAGGAGUUGGACUUGAUAACCCUUGUAGGUUCCUUCCAACUCGGGAUCCUCUACGACCCUUGCUCUCCGGGCCUGUGCACGGCGUUGACGACAGCCCUGACACCAGCCGCAACACCCUGCACCGCCGGACCCGCCCGCGGUCCUCUCCCUCCCCGGGGCGGUCGAGCCGCCUGCGGCCCGCCCCUGGCUGGGAGUGGCCGGCGCCACCGCCGCUUUCCGCCCCGGCGGCGGGGAGGAGGGUGCCCGGGAUGUGGUGGCCGCAGCCCCGGCCGGGUGGUACCGACAGGCGGCGCCGCGGCGGCGGGGGGGAGGCGGCGAGUUCAGAUGGUCAGGAGCAUUUCAUGCCUGCAGGCUCUCUUCGUAAAAAGAAACUGGCAAAAAGACCUGGGUAUAUGAGGCCAGAAGCUCAGCGCCAGGCAGAGUUUCAGUCCCUGGGUGCCUGCAAGCCAUUCAGCCCAGAAGAGUUCAGCCAUGGCAGGCAGCAUUGUGGCGACUUUGAGAACUGCUCUCUAUGCAGACAGUGCCAAGAUAACUUUGAAUUCUUAGACAGUAGUUCAGUUACAAAUAGUUCUGUAGUUCCUGCUAAGAGGGUAACAGCAUUGGCUGCUGCUGGAAAUACACCAGGGCGCUGCAAAAGUCUUCCAUGUUGUAAGAGUCCAUGGUCAGAAAACACAGCGAUUGGGGUUUACCCUGCUGCAGCAGCAGGCAAAGGAGAUGUUUCUGCAGUGUGUUGUACACGGCAGAAAAGCCACGGUGCUCAAGUGAGCAAGCCUGCAAACAUGUAUGCUUCGGAUCAGACAGAAGUGAAUAACAACUGUGAAUAUCAAAACAGAGACGUGGUUUCUCGUUCUGUUGGUGCACACGAUAGUUUUAGUUCGAGUUUCAGCUUCAUACAGCUCUCCCUGGACUCGGCUUUUGCAGUAAGUGAUGCUGAAGGCAAAUCAACUGUCAAGGAAGCCGAGUAUGCUCUGCAUCCCAGCACUGCAGGAAAUCUGCAGAAGCCAGAAGAGAUGGCACAAACUCGUGAGCACUUGGGAGCUUCGCAUUGCUUCUCCAGGCCUGGUGAGGAUUUGGAAUAUGAAACUGAGACCACAGCAAAUGAUAAACUACAGGACUGUGAGACUGUUUCUCUCGCGGAUACAGAUGCAACAUUCUCAUAUUCUACAGAUUCCUCAGAUGCAGCAUCUGCUGGCUCUUCUGUCACUUCAGGCUAUGAAAGUAGCUUUACUGUUAGUGACCAUCGCUGGGAUACUUUGAUGAAGAAAUAUGAACCAGUGCUACAGGACUGCCUGCUUGGUAAUCGCAGUGCAUUAAAGAUAAAAUCCUUAAUCUUCCAGCUACAGAGGCUUCAAGAAAAAGCGAUAGAGGAAGAUGACUAUGAUAGAGCUGAUAAAUUUAGACGGAAACUGGAAGAACUGGAGAAAGAGAAGAAUUCUUUAAAAUUUCAGCUUCCUUCAAGGCAUCCUUCAGUUAGCAGUUUUUUGCGUAGGUUCAUUACCCAAGUUCAAGCAGCAUUGCACUGGGCUGCUGAACAUCGACAUGAAGCAACACAGCUUUGGCAUGAAAACGAACAUAAACUUUUGAGAUCCGCUUACCAGGAGAGAAUGCAGGUUUCAGCCACGAAACGAAACCAGCUUUUUCAAGAAAAGAAAUGGUUGCAGAAAGAAACUGAAGACCUCCGAGCGAGACUAACCAUAUUAGAAGCAAAAGAUCAACAGCUCAGAAGAGAAAUUGAAGAGCAAGACAGGCUUAUUCAGUCACAAGACUGUGAACUGAUGGCUUUACUUGGCUGCAUUUCUUUGAGAGAACUACAGGAAAUAAGCAAGGCUGUGGAUGACACUUUAGCAUCCUCUGACCAAAUUCCGUUCAGUCUGGAUCUUCCAGGGACAAUAAAGAGCCUUCAGGAAAAAGAACAAUCGUUCAGCACUUCCAUUAAAGAGACUACUGCCAAAGUUUGCACAAGUCAGAAACUCUGCAGUACUUUAAGGAGGAAAGUGAGUGAUAUCGAGACGCAACUACCAGCUCUACUUGAAGCCAAAAUGCUGUCCGUUUCAGGAAGUAAUUUUGGUACUGCAAAGGAUCUCACAGAAGAAAUAAGGUCAUUAACGUCAGAGAAGGAGGGGCUGGAAGGACUUCUCAAAGAACUGUUGCUCCUGAGUGUCAGAAAUGUCCGAAAAUUAGAGAGAAUUAAAGAUGAUUACACCAGACUGAAACAAGAACUUGAACAAGGAGAGGCUGCCUUUGUAACCAGCAUAAAAGAAAAUGCUGAAAAGUACAUGGAGUUGCUGGAGGAUAAACUACAUAGCUGCGGGAGCCAGCUGCUCCAAAGAGUGUGGGAAGCUGACUUGGAGGCCUGUCAGCUGUUGAUCCGAGGGUUUCAACUGAAAGAAACCAGUUGCUGUGUGUUUGAGGAAGAGGAGAACCAAAUGGAUGACAUGGAGAUGACUGCUCAUGGCCCAUCUGAUUCUGAAAAAAGAAAAGAAGGCCACUUUCCAAAGGGCACAGAGUUGAGGACUGUUCCCUGUCCCAAACACAGCGAAUUAAAAGAGGUUAUGGAAGACAUUUCAUUUGGAGCGGAGGGUCAUUUAUCUGAGAGAUUAUUUAAGAGGUGCCCUGGCCUGACUUUGUGGAGUUUCAAGUGUUCACAAUUUCCACUGACUUCUGCAAGGGGUGAGGGUAAGCAUGCAGCACUUCUGCCAACAGAGUUCUUCAUGUUUUCUGCAGAGUUGGGAGAAAAAUGUGAAGCAAUAAGUGAGAAAUUGGUGCAUCUGGAAGAUCAACUGCAGACUUCUUCCUGCAGAGUUGAUGAAGGAGUUAUUCAGUCUCUACAGAGGGAGAUCCAGGUGGUGAAGGAGACACUCCAGACCGUGCUGGUGCAACUUCAGCCAGCCAAGGAAGAAGGAGAAGAAAAGGCUGGAGGCUUCCUCUGUGACAGCUGGUGUCCAGGAAAACAAGAUGUGAAGGAAUAAUGAGCAGAAAGAGCUGGUAGGAUGACAUUAAUUCACAAAGGGCUGCUUUUAGUAACUGAAUACUGUUUUACCAAGCCUCAGGGAUCUCUUCUCUCCCUGCAUAACUAAUAACUAAAUCAAUUAUGGAGAAACAGAGCCUGGAGGUCUAUCAUCAGAAGUAUUCUACACAGCCUCACAAGCUUUGGCACAGAUUGGGAAACAGCUUUCAGAGCAGAGCAUCCCCUGUAAAUGUGUAGAUUACAAAUUGAUACAUUUCAAGUGAGUCUGCAAAGUUGCCUUUAAUGUCAGUGAAAUGUUCUCCUUAAGGACUCAAACAGUAUCUGUGUUCUUUACUCAUGCAUUUUUUUGCCUGAUUUUAAAAUGUAGUGUUAAACCUGGAACAUCUCGUAUUUCUUGAAAAAUAGCUGUAAGAAUAAUAAACUCUCUUCUCCCCCAUUCCCCCCUCCUUUGGCUUGAGCAGCUUUCUUACACUGAAUAUAUUUUCACAUUGCUGACAAUAAUUAAAUCAAUAGGAUGAAAUUCAAACUAACCAAGUCCUUUCAAUUGAAAUUUGGACUAAAGUUACAUGGUGGUAUCAAGUACAGUGGAAGUAACUAAUAGCAGCCCCUAUAGCAGUAGUCUAUUUAAAAACCUACAUGAAAGGAGUUAAACUUGCUUUAGUAUUACAGGGGUUGUAAAGCACAACCCCCCUCAUACUAUAUAUUUAUGACCGUUGUUCAUUAAUUUUAAAUACUAUAUGAAUAAUAAGUGAUUUAAGUCUCCUUGUAAGGUUUAUUGCUACUAUUGUAUUACUUUGAUCUUCCUCAUAAACUUCAGAAGGAAUGCAGAUACUUUUUGCAAUAGACAUGUAUGUCUAUAUAUACAUACUUAAACAUGUAUUUUCUAUAGGAAAUAAAAGCAAUGUUCAGCUGAAGCCAACUAAUAUAAAUGUCCUAUAUUUAGAUUAUUAUUCAAAACUGUUAAUGCCUUCAGGAAUUCAUCAUGCAUUUAUACUUGGAUACCAAUAUAUUUGUCACAAAAAAUUCUGCUUCUGCCAUUUUAUUGCAGAGGGAGAAUUUAAAUGAAAAAAAGAUUAUUUUUUUUUUUAAAGCCAGCAGAUGACAAAACUGUAUUGCAACUCAGUACUGUACUUUUUUGUACAAUUUUUCUGACAUUUUUAAGAUUACUCUUUUCUGCUAUUUUUAUUACUUGUUUUAUAGCCACAUUGUGAAGGUUUUCACAGCUUUUCAAGGUCAUCAUGUUCAUUUUCUUUGUGUGUUUUAAUACUAGUUGAAACUUCUACCUCAAUAUUAAGUACGUAAGGAGGGAGGAGAAAAAAAAGUGCCAGGCAGCUGAGACAUACAACAGGGUUAUAAUUGCAUCCAGGAGUAUAUGGUUGUCAAACCAGAGGAGCAGAUCUGGGGUGGUUUCUGUAGUCAUCAAAUCCUCAGGAUAGAAUUACAACCCUGUAAUUCAGAACAUGGUUGACUUUUCUCCGUAUAUAACGUAUGGGUCAGCACCCUUGUUGUGGUAAAGACUCUCAGAUCUUUACCUUGCAUGGACUCUGCUACUUGGUUCCCAUCCCUAGUCUCAAAUGCAGGUCUCUUCCUGCUCUGCUGCUGCUCUGGUUGGCAAUUCUCUUUCUCCAGGCUUUGAUGGACAGUCCCUUUUCAAUACCUACCUCCCCAUAGUGGACUGGGCACUUUCUGAAGCUCCCCUGGACAGAUGAGCAAGGUGUGUGCCUCCAGCUCCCAGCAGCAGCCUGUGCAUGGAGCUGGCUCCCCUGGGAAACCCUGGCUGCCUGGGGAUGGCUGUCAGACAAGCACUCAUGGAAACCUGUGUGAGGGCAGGUAAACAGGAAAGCAAGCACACUGACAAUAUAGACUUUUCUUAGAGGUGUCACCUUAAGACCAGCAGAAACUGCGGGUUAACACCACUGAGUUUCCAGCAAUGAGCAUUUAUAUAGGAUCAUGAGGAGACCCCAGAGAUGCUGGCCAGUACACUAAGGUUGCAUGUCCCUCCUCUCCCACACACUGAGGGGUGUGCAGAGUUUUGUCCUUUGAAUACGUAGUGCUUAUAAUGUAAAUAUUUGGGUGGGCACUGUGUGUACCUUAAAGCCAGGAUCAGCCACAGCUGAAGUGUGAAGAUGCAUCCUUGCAGCAACAAGGGCUCAACAACCUGGACAGUAACCACCCAUCACAUGGGCAAGAGGAGAGCACCCUCAUUCGCACUAGCACAAUUUCUUUAAGACAUUCCCAUUCAAUUAAAAAACCUGUGUGGCUUCUGUGUUUCUCAGAUUCAGAGCACUGCUGCAUUUUAAUAAAAACUCAACUUAUGUAACCACUCUAAUAAGACAGUGAGCUCCUGAGGAAAAUGGAAACUGAAUCAGUCAUCAUUCAUGUCAUAUUUGUAUUUGUUAACAUUUAUUUUAUACAUAAUGUGGACUACUACUACUUUAAUUUAUUAUUCCAUUAACUUCACUGUUUGUUGUGGGAACUUAGAGCCAGUAAUCAUUCCUUUUCUCAGACAUGCUGAUUAAUAAGCAUACUAAAAAGAAAAUAAAAGUAUUCUAUGCAAUGAUGUAUCAGCUGCCUUUUAUCUGUGGAUAGAAAACUUUCAAAUAAAUGGAAGUAUGUUUUUAACUA